AUGUUCUUUGUCCUAACAAGCAUUUACUUGUUGGUGACAGCUUGUGAAACUUCCAGUCAACCAACUGGUCCAACAAGCACCACGUACAUGUCUGUGAUCGAAGGUUACGAUGUUACAUUACCUUGCUAUGUACUCUACAAGGAUGAUGAAGAUGAUGAGGACGAUGAAGAUAAUGAGGAGGUGAAGCAAACUCGCAUACGGAAUAAAAUUUUCUACCUUGAUCCUUAUCAGAACGAUAAUGCUGCUAGAAAAGAACCUACAAGAACAAGUAAUAUCAUUUACAAGAUCGACCUGGACAAAUCAAAAAAUGCUAAUGGAUUUAUUUCUCAGAAAGGAAUUAACAUAAAAAAUGAAGCCGAUUACACAAAACUACUUAAAUAUGCCAACGAUAGUGCUUCAAUAGAUUUCACCUGGACAUUAAACGGGGUUCGAACCUUAGUGGACCAGAAUUGUAAACUGCUCGGUGCAAAAAGUGUGAACUCUGGGAAGAACAAUUAUUUAACUGUCGAAAGCACCAACGGACAAUCAUGCCAUCUAAAGAUUAAUAAUGCCACUCAUGUUGUUGCUGGAGUCUACAGAUCGGCUCAGUGUGGAAGAUUUGUCGUGUCUUUUGUCGAGAAACGACCGAAUUGUACGGCGGAUCUUGUAUUGAACAGAACCGUAAAAAAUCGAGUCCUAUCGUUCAUCGAAAAACUGUUCAGCAUCAAGCCAAACAGAAGUCACCUGGGUCGUUACAAUUUCUCUGGGCAGGACAUCGUCGACGAAAAAUAUAAAUAUUAUAAAGAAAUGAUGAAUGCCAAUAACAAUGAGAAAUUUAAUAGUAACAAAACAAGCAACGAUAAAAACACUAGAGCUAAAUUUAAUAAAACACUUCAACAUAAUAAAGAAGAAAUAAAGAAAAAAAUGAAACUUCUACAAAUGUACUACAACGAUCUCAUAGGUGAGCAUUUGCUCUACACCGCUUCUUGCGCUAUCGGGUACAUCACCACACCUGAUGACGAAAACGUCGACGAUGUCGAAAUCAAUGAUAUCACAAAGCCAAUAGUUUACUUUAAACCAUCUCUGAUCAUCGAAGAAAGCGUGACUAAUCAAAAUGAAAAUAUUAAAAAAGCCACAGGGUUUGUAAUUGUACCAAAAGAAGGAGUAAACGGCGAAAAAGAAACCGAAAGUGGGAAACCUGACAAAAGUGGGAUUUACGUUUGUCGGGCAAUUAUGGUGACUAGAGAGUUCAAGCCGGUUAAGUUGGAUGAGACAUGCGUCAUAAAUUUGAGAAAAAUAAAACGCAGCUUCAUUGUAACAUCGAUAUUUGGCUCCGUCGUUCUUGUGUUCUUCAGUGGCACGUUUGCUUACUUCACGAGCGUUAGCAUAUGUUGUCGUCAGCAAAGACAACGAAAACAACAAGAGAAAAAACAACUGCUAGAAAAUGUAGUGAAGAUAUCCUUCAUGACUUACAAUCUCAGUCUUGUUUCUGAUCCGUCUUCAUAUGCUACAACGGAUAAAACUAUUAAACCACAGAAUCAAAAUCUUCUUUCCCAAACCACUGGAAAGUCUAACGCUCCGUCGAAAGAAUUAUCCAAAGUAAAUGUACUAAAAGAUAAUCAACAAAAGUUGUCGGAUCAAAAAACUCGAGAACACCGAAACAGUACUUUUCGAUUUGAAAAAUUUUUGACUAAGGAUAAUUCCGUCUUAACUUCCAAAGAUACAUUCGAACCAUCACAUGAAGCAGAGAAAACAGAAAAGCUGAACAGAGCAGUAGUAAUCGACAGUUUGCAUUUGCCCAGUAACAUACCAAGAACCAAGAUACCACUAAAAUAUUCUCCGCGGAAUGCAUCAAAGUAUUCAAGGGCGAGAGAGAGAGAUUCGAACGAAAGCAAAAAAAAGGGACAGCCAAUUCUACAACUUUUACCAAAACAUGAACAAGUAUUCCAAGUUUGGGAGCACGAGUUUCAGGUCGUGAAAUCUGACUACACCAGCCACAAUCGAAACAUGCAAUGUCAAUCCUUCCAAGAGAACGCCUUACGCUUCCGACAUGUUUCGGACCAGCUGCAACAAAUUCAGGCAGCGCAAUACAAGAGAAACUCAGUGCAGGACAUAAACAAAUUUAGCGGUUUACAAUCAAAUGAGUCGGAAACAAUAGAAAAUCGGAUGUCUGAAGCCAGUGUGUCCAGACAUCUGACCGGGGAUAUCCUGCACUUCCCUCCGAGCACCAAGGGAAUUUCAGGUGGCCUCGGGAAGCUCUACGAGGAAGAUUAA
Molecule: messenger RNA, 2253 nt
Organism: Helobdella robusta
Lineage: Eukaryota; Metazoa; Annelida; Clitellata; Rhynchobdellida; Glossiphoniidae
Exons: 4
Coding region: 1-2253 (750 amino acids)
Source: RefSeq, a predicted model, not a curated record